CAUACUUCAGGCUGUCCAAGGAAGCCAGCAAGCCCUGCGGGGCUCAGAGCUGGACUUCUGCAUUGAUGAGGUUGCCCCUACCCGGAGUUCACAGCCACCUGUGAGCUGGCCUCUUUCUUGCCCUGUCUCACGUCAGUCACUGGAGGAUGAGGCGGGAGGCUCCAGGGCGGGUGAGGACAGGCUUCUGAGCUCCGAAUGUCCCCACCAUGCAGCCUCCCAGCCAAUUCCAGCUUAUGUCUCCAUGCCAGGUGCCCUGACUCUAAGCACCCCUCUUUACUCAGGCCCAGAGAAAUGGGGGGGAUCCUGCCAGCAGAACCUCCAGUCCCCCAUCAACAUUGUCACCACCAAGGCAAAGGUGAACAGCAACUUGGGACUAUUCGAAUUCCAUGGUUACGACCUGAAGAAAACAUGGCCGGUGACAAACAAUGGGCACUCUGUGAUGGUGUCACUGAACAGCCAGGUCUUCAUUGAAGGAGGAGGGCUGGAUGCCGAGUACCAAGCCACGCAGCUGCACCUGCACUGGUCCUCGGGGUAUAACAAUGGCUCUGAGCACAGCGUGGAUGGGAAGCACUUUGCCAUGGAGAUGCACGUGGUCCACCAGAAACAGACCUCAAGGAGUGAGGCCUCAGGCUCGGAUGAUACAGCGGUGCUGGCCUUCCUGGUGGAGGAGGGACCCACAGUGAAUGAGGGCUUCGAUCCCCUGGUGAAUGUUCUGUCUAAUGUUUCCACCCCUGGCACCAAUGCCACAGUGAACCUGAGCCUGUGGGACCUGCUUCCCCCGGAGGACAAGCUCGGGCACUAUUUUCGCUACUUUGGCUCUCUCACCACGCCAGAGUGCUCGGAGAAUGUGGUCUGGACUGUGUUCCAGCAGCACAUUAGCCUCCACAGAAACCAGAUCCUGGCGUUUUCCACGAAGCUGUUCUAUGAUGAUCAUCAGCAACACAACAUGACUGACAACGUCAGGCCCCUGCAGAGCCUGGGGGACCGCGAGGUAUACACAUCUGGGGCGUCGGGACGGCUGCUGCCUUUAUCCCUGCCCACUCUGCUGGUCCCCACAUUCUCCUGCCUGAUGGUUGCUGGCCUCCUCUUCCAAUGAUCGGCUUGUUAACACACGGCUGACCUCUGAUAUCAGAGGGCAUGGCCCUCUGUUCCAGAAGCUUCCUGCAUUGAACUUCAGGGAAUGAUUAAAAUAUGGAUUUAUUUUUGGAGAAAGCUCAA
Ochotona princeps (American pika) is the source of this 1218-nucleotide messenger RNA. It is a transcript of the gene CA4, whose product is annotated as carbonic anhydrase 4. Gene Ontology annotation, molecular function: zinc ion binding; carbonate dehydratase activity. The record is from RefSeq and is a predicted model, not a curated record. The transcript has 6 exons. Bases 242 to 1096 code for a protein of 284 amino acids. Lineage: Eukaryota; Metazoa; Chordata; Mammalia; Lagomorpha; Ochotonidae. Gene Ontology annotation, cellular component: plasma membrane.